Aphis gossypii (cotton aphid) is the source of this 1419-nucleotide messenger RNA. Its product is annotated as acidic phospholipase A2 PA4-like. NCBI's taxonomy places the organism in Eukaryota, Metazoa, Arthropoda, Insecta, Hemiptera, Aphididae. Gene Ontology annotation, biological process: phospholipid metabolic process; arachidonate secretion. The coding region runs from base 683 to 1396 and encodes 237 amino acids. The transcript is spliced from 6 exons. The record is from RefSeq and is a predicted model, not a curated record.
ACCCUGCGGGCCAGCCAAGGUAGUUAUGACAAGAAGUAAAAUUGGGAAAAUUCAUGUUCCGGAUGAACUGAGUUAUUUUUCUUUAAAACGAGUCAACAAUAUCGAUUAGUCACAGUUACGAAUGUAAUAAGACAUUAUUUCUAAUAAUAUUGUUAAUGUCAUGUACCUAUGUAUUAGAAUAGACUUCAUAAUUAUAAAUAUUAUAUCUACAUAAAACACGUGACCACCGUGGCAGGAUUUUAUGCUAACUAUAACAGAAGCUAAGGCCAAAAACCGGAGGGAGGUGCUUAGUAUCUUAGUAUCCUUGAGUUUUAUACAAAACAAACUGCAACAGCAAGAGGUCAACAGACACUCCAUAAGCGAUGAGCAGUUUAGUUUAGGUGUCCGAUAGUAUCGUGUACGGAAAUUUCGAUGAGGUGCAUAUGAACUCAUCAUUAUUCAAAGAGAGCCGAUUUUAUUAAGAUAUACCAAACUAUAAUAGCUUAACUUGCUAUACAAGAAGAUUUUUAACAAAUUUUUCUGUUAAAACUUUAUGUUAAAUUAAAGAGAUUUUAAUUAAUAGUGCAUGUAUAUUUUUCCGGUUUGGCUAAAUUUAACUAUUAAAUUAUAGCUCAAGUUCUGAUUAUUCAAAAUUAAUUUAAUUGUAAAAAAUGAAAAAAGUUCAAAUGCAUUUCUUAGAGUGAUGAAGAUUACAUUAAUUCUCAUACUAUUGUUUUUUGCUGCAAUGUCGGCAAACUGCAGUGGGACGUUGAUAAUAGUUGACAAAUUACGAAAAAAAGCAUUGGAAAUAACACUCAAAAGUCCAAUUUGCCGAAUUUAUAAUAACAGAAAUGAGAUACAAGUACUUUUGAAAACAAAUCCUCUAUUUGUUUAUGAAUCAAUGUAUGUUGAAUCAGUAGAGUUGUUCUAUAAAAUAUGCCAAGGCACACAACGAGGACCAUGUCAAAACAUUGAGUUUAUAUAUCCAGGAACAAAAUGGUGUGGACCAGGUAACAUUGCCAAAAAUUAUUCAGACCUGGGAGUUUAUCGUGAUGAAGAUAUUUGUUGUCGAGAACAUGAUCAUUGUACUAGAACAUUAGAAACCGGUCAAUGUUAUUUUAAUCUUUGCAAUACAUCUCCUUAUACUAGAUCACAUUGUGAAUGUGAUGGAAAAUUUCAGCAAUGUUUAAACAAAGUCAAUACAUCCACUGCUCAUACAUUGGGUGUAAUAUUUUUUAAUAUAGUAAAAGUUAUGUGCUUUAAAGAAGAAUGUUUAUUUGGGGGAUGUAUUCAAAAGUUUGAAAUUAUACCAAAUUAUCAUCAACAAGGCAGAAGUAUGGAUAUCCUGACCACAGAUAAUCUUUUCAAUAUUUUUACAAAAAUUGUAAUGGAUUUUGUGCGUUUUACAUUAAAAUGAUUGUAUUUAAUUUUUAAACGAAU